This is a messenger RNA of Arachis ipaensis, 732 nucleotides long. RefSeq lists its product as uncharacterized. NCBI's taxonomy places the organism in Eukaryota, Viridiplantae, Streptophyta, Magnoliopsida, Fabales, Fabaceae. The record is from RefSeq and is a predicted model, not a curated record.
AUGAAAGAAUUUUGGGAGAGAUUAGGCUAUUAUCUUGUAGGGAUUGUAGAUGCUGUUGGACACAAGGGAGGAAUUUGGUUCCUCUCUGCUAAUUUAAAAUUUUCUUGUAAAAUUCUUUGGGCUAUGAAUCAAUGUGUAACUUUGGAAAUUGAUGGUGGUGGGCGAAGAUGGAUCUGCAGUGCGGUUUAUGGCAGCCCUCAAGCCACUAAUAGAGUAGAAUUAUGGAGUCAUCUGCUUGAUAUUGGUUUGUGCAUUCAGGACCCGUGGGUGGUGGUUGGGGAUUUUAAUGAUAUUUUGAGUGUUCAUGAGGUGAAGGGGGAAGCUUUUGUUGAAGUUCUCAGUUGUUCCCACUCUGAUCAUUGUCCCCUACUUAUCCGAUGUCAAGGAGUUCCUAUCAAGAAAGGAAACCGGCCUUUUAGAUUCCAAGCGGCAUGGGCAACGCAUCCUGAUUACAAGGCCAUUGUUCAGAAAUCUUGGGAUAGUACAGGCUUUGGCAUCCAUAGGAAGUUCCUGGGGGUCCAAGAAGCUUCGUUGGAAUUUAACUCUACGGUCUUCGGCAAUAUUUUUAUUAAAAAGAGGGAAUUGGAGGGUUAUUUGAAUCGUAUUCAACGAAAAAUGGAAGCUGACGAUGAUCCGAUUCUGAAGCACAAAGAGGAAGAAUUGAGAGCUGAGUAUAAUAUAGUUUUGGCCCAGGAAGAAUUACUUUGGUACCAGAAGUCAAGAGAUCAAUGA